Messenger RNA from Chenopodium quinoa (quinoa), 1042 nucleotides. Its product is annotated as carbonyl reductase [NADPH] 1. Gene Ontology annotation, molecular function: oxidoreductase activity, acting on the CH-OH group of donors, NAD or NADP as acceptor. The transcript is spliced from 4 exons. Gene Ontology annotation, cellular component: membrane. NCBI's taxonomy places the organism in Eukaryota, Viridiplantae, Streptophyta, Magnoliopsida, Caryophyllales, Amaranthaceae. The record is from RefSeq and is a predicted model, not a curated record. The coding region runs from base 1 to 945 and encodes 314 amino acids.
AUGCGGGGAGGGAAAGAACGAUCAAAAGAGCGUCGUGAAAAGAGGCUCCAAGAAAUUUCGUUGCUUCGUACCAUUCCCUAUUCAGAUCAUCGACGAUGGUGGACCGCUGAAACUAUUGCAGUAGUAACGGGAGGUAAUAGAGGUAUUGGUUUUGAGAUUACUAGACAACUUGCCGGUCACGGGUUGACAGUCGUACUUACCUCAAGAGAUACUGAAGUUGGUAUUGAGGCUGUGAAAGUAUUGCAAGAAGCUGGAUUGUUAGUAGAGUUCCACCAAUUAGAUAUUGUUGAUCCUCAAUCCAUUAAGGAUUUUGCUGAAUGGAUCCAAGAAACUCAUGGUGGCCUAGAUAUAUUGGUAAACAAUGCAGGCAUCAAUUUCAAUGUUGGAUCAGAGAACUCUGUUGAACAUGCAGAGCAAGUUAUUAGAACAAAUUAUUAUGGAACUAAAAAUGUUAUUAAUGCUAUGAUACCCUUGAUGAGGCCUUCUUCUUCCGGUGCUCGCAUUGUGAAUAUUAGCUCAAGGCUAGGAAGAUUGAAUGGCAAAAAAAAUAGGAUUGAGGAUGAUACAUUGAGAGAACAACUAUCUAAUGAAGAAUUAUUGUCGGAGGAAUUAAUUGAUGAUACUUUGAAUAAAUUUCUAGAACAAACGAAAGACGGUAGCUGGAUCACCGGAGGGUGGCCUCAAACAUUUACCGAUUACUCAAUAUCAAAACUCGCUACCAAUUGUUAUACAAGAUAUUUGGCAAGAAAGCUAUGUGAUAAACCUGAAGGUGAAAAAAUAUGUGUUAACUGCUUUUGUCCUGGUUGGGUUAAAACAGCAUUAACAGGGUGGAAUGGAAAUAUAUGUGUUGAAGAUGCAGCUGAUACUGGUGUGUGGCUUGCGUUACUUCCUGGACAACCAACUAGUGGGAAAUUUUAUGCUGAAAGACGUGAAAUCAAUUUCUAAAAACAUUAAUUAAUUAACGUCACCAAUCCUAUGUUGGUCUUUUGUUAAUAUUAGAUAUAAUGAUGAGCUUAUCGGAUCACAUUACUAAAAUAUUUGA